Molecule: messenger RNA, 2319 nt
Organism: Stylonychia lemnae
Lineage: Eukaryota; Ciliophora; Spirotrichea; Sporadotrichida; Oxytrichidae
Source: the annotation of a GenBank genome assembly
AUGACAAAUACAAAUCAGGAGUUUCUAAAGGCUUAGCUAUAGCUGCACCAACUUUAAAUGUAGAAUAGCAUUGCAUAAGCUGAAGUCAACAAUGGUAGUGGAAUGAAAUAACAGUAAAUAUAAUAGCAAAUUCAGAUGAAUGCCAAUAGCUAUAGCAACAAUAAUAAUUAAAUGAAUGAUAGUUAUGAUAAGGGCUCUAAUUCAAAUGCUUAUGACAAUCCAAUGAUGAACAACUCAAUGAAAAAAAGAUUCUCAGCUGGGAGGGAAAGGAAUAAUGGUGCUCUUUCCUCUGAUAGGACUAACAUGUCCAUUAUUUAGCAGUAAAAUCCAUAACUCGCUAAAAUAGGAAAUUAAUAUGAUGUAAGUCAAAAUAAACCACCAAGAAUGCCAAGUAAGGGGCCAAUGGGAGGCAAAUUAAUGGCUCCAAUCGAUCACGAAAAGCAAAGAUAAAAAUUACAAGAAAUAAUGGGUAAUAUGAUGUCUAGUGAUGAUGAGGAAAGUAAGCUAUAUGAGAGUCUUAAUCCAACUAAGAAGUCAUUAGAUCCUCUUUAAAAUUAAGGUCAGCGAAAAAGAAGUGUCAAUGAUAAGCAGAAAAAAUACUCUUAGAAUACCAAUAAACUUGAUGCAAUUUAAAGAUAGGAUUCAGCAAAAGGUGUGAGGAUAAGAACUAAUAAUAAACCAAACAUGCCAAAUAAGGACGUAUUAGCUGCCAUUAGUGAUAAGCAAUUCAGUAUAAAGAAUAAUAAAAAAGCAAAUAUAAGAAAAGAAUUGAACAGCUCUUAGUCUGAUCGUGAUAAAUAAAGAAGAGAAAAUUCUCAGAAUAAAAAUGAUGAAAAUACACUCCUUGAAAAUGUUGAUGAUACUAUCAAGUAUUAAAGUUAAGGCAAGAAAGGAAAGAAGUAUGGAAGUAAAAUUUAGAAUGGGAAGAUUUCUUAGUCAACUAUUGAGGGCUCCUCUUCAAACAUGAGCUAAUCAUAGUAUAAGUCUAGCACUUAAUAUACAUCAAGUGAGAUAAUUAAUGACUCAUAAUCUGAAAAGCUAUUAUAGGACUCAAAACAAGAUGGAAAAUUGAAUUAGAAUGAAACAAUGAAUGAUAGUGCUGAUGCUUUAGCUUUGAACUUCGAAUAAAAGAAAGUAGAGAUUGAAAAGUAUUUGGAGGUCAGAGAUAGGUUUUACCUAAUGAGUUAUGGAUUAUAGUUGAAGGAAUCAUUAAGAAAGCGAGCUUACUUCUUAGAGGCAGUAGAUGAAAUUAAAAGAAGACUAAGAAAAGUACUCUACAUGUGGUAAGAUAAAAAAGCUGAGGAGAAUUUUAAAGCCUUAACUUCUUUGAUCGAAAAUUAUGAUAAAGAUGCAAUACUUACACCAAGUUAUACAACUCCCAAACCUAAAAACUCAAUUGGUGGGAAAUUGAGCAAAAAAAGGAAUAUUAGAGUAAAAAAGACCCCAGUCCUACAAACUGUUGAGGAAAAGGAAGAGGAACUUGAGGAAACUACCCUUAAAGACCUAGAUGAAAGUAGGUUAAAUAGUCAUAGAUUUAGGUUAGAUUCUGAAAAUCUAAAAAUUAAUCAUGAUUAUGGAGAAGAUUAUGAUCAAGAAAAUUAUAAUAAUUUUUAGGAGGAAGAGAAAGCUAUUAAGGUUGAAGAAGAGUAAAAGUAUAAGAAAAAUUCACCCAAGAAACAGUAGAAAUAAGAAUAAAAAUAAGAAGGUGAAGGUGAAUUUAGGAGACUGAAAUUAAAACAAGCAAUUAGACUAAGAAAUUAAAUGGAGGAGGAAGAAAUAAGUGAUGAAAUCACAGAGCAGAUGAUUGAAAAAAUUCUGAUAUAACAACUGCUUCAAAUAAAUGAAGAUAUCCAAAAAGUAGAAUCUACGAUUCACAUGUGGGUUCAUAGACGGAGAUACCUUAAUUUUAGAAAGAGAUCAAUUAAGAUUUAAGCAUUCAUUAGAAUGAAAUAGCAACAAUAGAAAUAUCGCAAACUGAUGGAGGAAAAAAUUCUCUCUGAUUUAAACAACUUGCCUCCAUAAUAAUUAAUAAAUUUUGCGCCAUAGAUAGAAUCAGGAGGAAGUCAAUUCAACUCUUCAUUUGCAUCUUCCAUAUAAAAUUCAGGCUAGCAAAAAAUCAAGUUAAGUAAACAAUCAGCUGUAUUCAUAAUUGAACGCUGCUGGAUGCGCUACAGAGAGAAAGAAGAAGGUAAAAAGAUCAGAGAAUAUCUAAGAGGAAUUCCAUAUGAAUGCAGGCGCUCUUAUGUCAAAUAUUGGGAUCUCAAAUUCAAAACAUACAGAUUAAAAACUGAAGUUGCUGUUUUUACAAGAAGAUUUUGA